AUGAGUGCAACAAAUACAAGUAAUACCAUUAUUGAUCCUACUUUAUUAUUGACUCCAUAUCAACUUAAUAUUUAUCUUGGUUUAUUCAUAUUUGUCACGGGUAAUAUCAGCUGGAUUGGCAAUAUCACCGUUUUUAGUUCUCGAAAUUUUCGUAGUCGAGCUUGUUCAGUAUAUCUAAUUGCGGAAUCAUGUUUCAAUUUUCUCUAUUUUGAUUAUGUCUUAGUUACACGUAUAAUUCAAAAAGGUUUUCGACUUCCGAUUAUCAAUCGUUAUGAUGUCGUUUGCAAAAUACGUCAAUUUCUUUCUCAAUAUACACAUCAAGUGGCAUUUACACUGUUUACUUUGGCCACUAUUGAUCGAUUUUUAUCAACGCAUCGUUCUAAUGGUAUGUUUUAG
This is a messenger RNA of Rotaria sp. Silwood1, 396 nucleotides long. Lineage: Eukaryota; Metazoa; Rotifera; Eurotatoria; Philodinida; Philodinidae. The record is from the annotation of a GenBank genome assembly.